Molecule: messenger RNA, 3010 nt
Organism: Erinaceus europaeus (western European hedgehog)
Lineage: Eukaryota; Metazoa; Chordata; Mammalia; Eulipotyphla; Erinaceidae
Gene: CD44
Product: CD44 molecule (Indian blood group)
Exons: 17
Coding region: 193-2289 (698 amino acids)
Biological process (GO): inflammatory response; positive regulation of ERK1 and ERK2 cascade; cell adhesion
Cellular component (GO): plasma membrane; basolateral plasma membrane; macrophage migration inhibitory factor receptor complex
Molecular function (GO): hyaluronic acid binding; cytokine receptor activity
Source: RefSeq, a predicted model, not a curated record
AACUGCAGCCAACUUCCGAGGCGGUCUCAUUGCCCAGCCAGACCCCAGCCUCUGACAGGUUCGGGGCUGCCAUUCUCGCCCGGUCCUCCUGUAGGCCCCCGCCCCCCCACACACGCAGCACACCCCAACCCUCCCGCUCUAUUCGCUCACUAUCGGUUGGUUCAGUUACACCCGCGCCACCGCUGCAACACCAUGGAUAAGUUUUGGUGGCGCGCAGCCUGGGGACUGUUCCUCGUGCAGCUAAGCCUGUGCCAGUCACAGAUCGAUCUGAAUGUAACCUGCCGGUACGCAGGUGUAUUCCACGUGGAGAAAAAUGGUCGAUACAGCAUCUCUCGGACAGAAGCUCCUGAUCUCUGCCGGGCUUUCAACAGCACAUUGCCCACCAUGGACCAGAUGCAGAAAGCCCUGGAAACUGGGUUUGAGACCUGCAGGUAUGGGUUCAUAGAUGGACACGUGGUGAUCCCCCGGAUCCACCCCAACUCCAUCUGUGCUGCAAACAAAACAGGAGUGUACAUCCUCCCAUCCAACACCUCCCAGUAUGACACGUAUUGCUUCAAUGCUUCAGCUCCACUUGAAGAAGACUGCACAUCAGUCACGGACCUGCCCAAUUCCUUUGAAGGACAAGUUACCAUAAAUAUUGUAAACCGUGAUGGCACCCGCUACACCAAGAAAGGAGAGUAUAGAACUAAUCCAAAUGACAUCAACCCCAGCAGUGCUCCUGAAGAGGACAUGAGCAGUGGCUCCCCCAGUGAAAGAAGCACUUCCGUAGGCUACAGCAUCUUCCAUACCCUCCUGCCAACUGCAUACCCAACAUCAGAACAAGACUACUCAGAGAAAUCCCCUACCACCAGUACGGAUUCAAAUAUCAUCUCAGCAGGCUGGCAGCCAACUGAAGAAAAUGAAGAUGAAAGAGACAAACACCCCAGUUAUUCUGGAUCAGGCAUUGAUGAUGAUGAAGAUUUUGUCUCCAGCACCAUUUCAACCACACAACGAGUUUCUAAACAGCCAGAAAAAAACCCGGAUUGGAUGCAGGGGAGCCCAAGCUAUUCAAAUCCAGAAGAACCACUUCAGACAACUACAAGGAUGAAUGAUGUGGACAGAAGUGGCAUCAGUACUUCUGGAAAAAACUGGACCCAGGAAGCACAUCCACCUCUCAUUCACCAUGAACAUCAUGAGGAAGAGGAGACUCAGCAUUCUGCAAGCACAACCCAGGCAACCCCUAGUAGUACAUCAGAAGAAACCACCACUCAGAAAGAACAGAGUUUGUGGGAUGGAUGGCUUGGUUUAUAUCCCCAAACACCAAAAGAAGACUCUCAUUCAACUUCAGAGACAGCUGUCACAACAGCCUCAGCUCAUGAAAGCCAUCCAAAUCAAAGAAUGACAACGCAGAGUCAAGAUGACAGUUUCUGGACUGAUUUCUUCGAUCCAAUCUCACACCCAAUGGGAAGAGGUCAUCAAACAGAAGGAAGCAUGGAUGUGGAUUCCAGUCAUAGUACAAUGCUUCAGCCUUCUACAGAUCCAAACACAGGUUUGGUGGAAGACUUGGACAGGACAGAACCUCUUUCAACCACAACCCAGCAGACUCAUACUCAGAGCUUCUCUACAUCAUAUACUGGCUUGGAAGAAAAUGAAGACCAGCAAAUGAAUUCUACUCCAACACCUAGCAAUAGGAAUGAUGGCAGAAGUGGAAGAAAAGGUGGGAAUCAUCCUGAGGACUCAACUACUUCAGUGGAAGGUUAUACUUCCCAUUCCCCAGACACAGUGGAAAACAGGACCCUUACCUCAGAGACUCCUGAUAAGACUGGGUCCCCUGCAGUUACUGAAGUAAUUGUUGGUAAUGACGACAUUAAUGUUGAUCGUUCUCAAGCAGAAGACCACUACACAGUUGAUGACAGUGACCAUUACCAUCCCACCGACAGAUCUGGACCAGAUGGACACUCAAGUGGGAGUCAAGAAGGUGGUGCAAACACAACCUCUAGACCUAUCAGGAAGUCCCAGAUUCCAGAAUGGCUGAUCAUCUUGGCAUCCCUCUUGGCUCUGGCUUUGAUUCUCGCAGUUUGCAUUGCUGUUAACAGCCGGAGAAGGUGUGGUCAGAAGAAAAAGCUGGUGAUCAACAGUGGCAAUGGAGCUGUAGAGGACAGAAAGCCCAGUGGACUCAACGGAGAGGCCAGCAAAUCUCAGGAGAUGGUGCACUUGGUGAACAAGGAGCCAUCAGAGACCCCAGACCAGUUUAUGACAACUGAUGAAACACAGAAUCUGCAGAAUGUGGACGUGAAGAUUGGGGUUUAGCACUUGCACUAUGACCUUGGAAAGCAGCAACAGUGGGAGAUAAAACCAUUACAGGGAACUGGAACACUUCACAGAUGCAAUGUGCUACUGAUUGUUGGGGGGAUUUAUUUUAGCAUAAAUUUUUCUACUCUUUUUGUGUGUGUUUCACUUUAAAAUUCAGGUCCACUUUAUAAAAACAGCAUUGCUUUCUGAAACGAAGGCCCAAUAAAUAAUUGGCAAGAAUUUGAACGUUCCAGUUCCCACCUGGAAGCCUUUCACCUCCCGGGGUAUGCUGUGAAUGGCUUCUAACAAAGUCACUGAUAUAGCCCCAUUCCUGAUCCCCAUCCCUACUUUUCCUCUGUCCUAACUCCCAGGUAACAGCCACUUGCUAAGGACAUUCCCCAGGGCUAAGAGCAGCUGGUCCCUGGGAGGAAAUCUGAAAGGGUCCAUAUUACCCCUCCAGCAGCCCAGCGCCUGGGCAUUGUUUUCUAGGUGUGUAGGGGGUUGGGGUGUACUGGUUACAUAUCCCCUUCUACAGGUCCCUGGAAAUUUUUCAGAUGCUUCUGGGAGACACUCAAAGGGUGAAGCUAUUUAUCUGUAGUAAGCUAUUUAUCUGUGUUUUUGAAAUAUUAAACCCUGGAGGUCCUUUGAUCAGUAAGAUUUUUUUUUUUUGUAACUUUGUCAGAGGCAUAGAAGGGUUUAAGCUGAUUCAUAAUAAACAUCUGUACUUCUUCCACCUUAA